This is a messenger RNA of Corylus avellana, 538 nucleotides long. The record is from RefSeq and is a predicted model, not a curated record. NCBI's taxonomy places the organism in Eukaryota, Viridiplantae, Streptophyta, Magnoliopsida, Fagales, Betulaceae.
AAUGGAGGUCCCGGAACCAUUAAGAAGAUCUGCUUCGAUGAAGGCAGCCCAUUCAACUACAUAAAGCAAAAGGUUGAAGAGAUUGACCAAGCAAACUUUUCAUAUCGCUACAGUGUGAUUGAAGGCGAUGCUUUGUCCGACAAACUGGAGAAAAUCAAUUACGAGAUCAAGAUAGUGGCAUCCCCUGAUGGAGGAUCUAUCUUGAAGAGCAUCAGCAAGUACCACACCAUAGGAGACCAUGAACUCAAGGACGAGCAGAUUAAGGCUGGAAAAGAGAAGGCCUCAGGACUUUUCAAAGCUGUUGAGGGCUACCUCUUGGCACACCCUAAUGAGUAUUAAUUAAGGCUAAUUGUGUGGUGGUUAUAUUAAUUUGCUUAUUUCCGCCAUCACGUGUUAAGGUUGUGGCUAUCAAUUUGUUUUGUGCGUAGUCAAAUUGUUUUGGCUUGCUAAUAAAGGAGUUUGCGGCUCAUGAGAUUGUAAGGUGGUUUUGUAAGUUUUUCUACUUGAAAGAGAAACGUGAAUGUAUGUUGUAAUAACU